UCUCACUAAGCUUUCUUGAUCUCGACCAUCGCCAUAUUGACGUCCCAACAACGCUGAGAAGGAGGUAUUUGUUAUAACCCCCCAGUGAUGACUGUAUUGAACCCUGUACCUCCUGAUUAGACUGGUUGGAUGCCCCCCAUUUCACAUUCAGCUUUACCACAAAGACACCUCAGCAACUCCUGUUCACCUUACCUGUCAACAUAAUCCUGGAGGAAAGCUUCCAGGACAUUUUUUAGUAAAGAUUCUGUGCAGAAUAUGUCUGGCCCUGUUCCAAGCCGCUCUCGAGUUUACCCUGAUGUAAACACACAGAGGCCUCGGGAAUACUGGGACUACGAGUCCCAUGUUGUUGAAUGGGGGAACCAAGAUGACUAUCAGCUUGUCAGAAAACUAGGAAGAGGCAAAUACAGUGAAGUGUUCGAAGCCAUAAACAUCACAAACAAUGAAAAAGUGGUCGUUAAAAUACUGAAGCCCGUCAAGAAAAAGAAAAUCAAGAGAGAAAUAAAGAUCUUGGAGAAUCUGAGGGGUGGUCCAAAUAUCAUCUCACUGUUAGAUAUCGUUAAAGAUCCUGUGUCUCGAACUCCUGCUCUGGUCUUUGAACAUGUCAACAACACAGAUUUCAAGCAAUUGUAUCAGACAUUGUCAGACUUUGACAUACGGUUCUACAUGUAUGAAAUCCUAAAGGCUCUGGAUUACUGCCACAGUAUGGGCAUCAUGCAUCGUGAUGUAAAGCCCCACAAUGUAAUGAUUGACCACGAACACAGAAAGCUACGUCUAAUCGACUGGGGUUUGGCAGAGUUCUACCAUCCAAACCAAGAAUACAACGUGAGGGUGGCGUCCAGGUACUUCAAAGGUCCCGAGCUGCUGGUAGAUUACCAGAUGUAUGACUACAGCUUGGACAUGUGGAGUCUGGGUUGUAUGCUUGCCAGCAUGAUCUUCAGGAAGGAACCUUUCUUUCACGGUCAUGACAAUUAUGAUCAGCUUGUGCGGAUUGCAAAAGUACUUGGCACAGAGGACCUGUAUGACUACAUCGACAAGUACAACAUCGAAUUGGAUCCACGGUUUAACGACAUUCUGGGAAGACAUUCCCGCAAAAGAUGGGAGAGGUUUGUGCACAGUGAGAACCAGCACCUGGUCAGCACAGAGGCUCUGGACUUCCUGGACAAACUGCUGCGCUACGACCAUCAAGCUCGCCUCACGGCCAGAGAGGCCAUGGAUCAUCCCUACUUCUAUCCCAUCGUCAAAGAUCAGGGCAGAGGGGCCACUCCUGGGGGGAUGGCUGCCAGCUCCACUCCAGUCAGUUCCUCAAGUAUGAUGGCUGGCAUCAACUCCAUGUCCUCCACACAGCCGCUGGCUAACAUUGGAUCCCCGGUCAUCUCUGCCCCCAACACUCUGGCCACACAAGUCCCCGCAGCCACCGGGGCCCAGCCCUGAAACCACUUCCUCACCUGUGUUAACGUGUGCUCGUGGUCAUGUCCUGGGUACCCAGGACCAUGGCUCCCCUUUUUAUGUUGGGAAAAAAAACAAACAAACAAAGAAGAUGAUUUAAAGAAAAAAAUAAAAUAAAAUAAAAAUUUGCUUUCCACGUUCAGUUCUAUUUUGACACCUGGACUUUGACAGAAAAUGCGAUGCACCUGUCGGGUUCGAUUAGAGAAAUUAAUUUGGGUGUGUUAUUUGACAAUGCCAUUGUCUAGAAAUUCUAAUAAGAUGUAGACAUAAAGAGAAUGGAUAAUAAAAUUUAUUUUGUAUGUUCCAAAUA
Molecule: messenger RNA, 1756 nt
Organism: Austrofundulus limnaeus
Lineage: Eukaryota; Metazoa; Chordata; Actinopteri; Cyprinodontiformes; Rivulidae
Product: casein kinase II subunit alpha
Exons: 15
Coding region: 256-1431 (391 amino acids)
Biological process (GO): regulation of cell cycle; peptidyl-threonine phosphorylation; peptidyl-serine phosphorylation
Cellular component (GO): protein kinase CK2 complex; cytosol; nucleus
Molecular function (GO): ATP binding; protein serine/threonine kinase activity
Source: RefSeq, a predicted model, not a curated record